GAUGUUUAGUUUUGAUAUAAAUAAUCCGCGUUUGGUUAUUAUUUCGUAUAAUUUUCAUGCGUGGCCUUUUUCUUCUGGUUUCCACUUCACCACCUGUCUUCUUAUCAUAAACUGCCAAUCGUGGUCUGGUAAAGCACCGGAGUUCUACUACUUCCCUAAAAUUUUGGGAGGAUCAGUAGUUUGUAAUCUAGAAAAAUGGACUUUAAAGUUUUAAUGUUAGUGCUUGUCAUUAAAGUGGUGACUGGACAUAUUGCAAUCGAUAUCACUGUCGAUGAGAAUGAGAAAGUGAACAUAAAUUAUUUAGGAUCAGAACAAGAAUUAAUAUCGGAUAUUGACAUCAAGUUGUUCAAGGUGGAUAGAUUACACACGGCCGUUCAGCAGCAUUUAGGAAAGAAGCCCAAAGAUGUCUACCUUCGCAGUCCAACGCCUUGGGGAGAUCUAUACAAAACAUACGGUUGGCAGCCUGUGAAGCGAAUUUUGUCUAUCAAAUCAGCCAGAGUACUGCACCUCAAUAUGAAGCCUGUAAUAGUGUUGUCCCACGAUUUUGAAAACUUUUCGAAUCGAACGGUAAAAGUUAAUACAGGAAUUACGCAGAGUGUUGAAAAUACUCUAACAACAAGUUGGACUAAGGAGCAAGAAUUCACUGUUUCUCAAGAAUUUGAGUAUGAAUUUAAUGUUGGAUUUUCUAAAGCUAAAGGUGUGACUGGUUUUUCGUUUACUAAUACAUGGGGCGUUAGUGAGGAGAAGAGUAAAACCCAAACGAUUGGUUCAAAUAGUGGAAUGGAAACUGAAUUGCAGCCAGGACAAGCUGUUACUGCUGUAUUAUCAGCAACCGCAGGAUUUUUGGAAAUGGAGGUCAUUCAUAAAGCAUCUCUAACAGGAAAUUUGGUUGUAAACUAUCGAAAGCCUUACAGAGGUCAUCACUUUUGGAGUCCAUUAAUUCAGGAUGUUAUGAAGUCUGGAAAUAUGAACAAUGAAGUGACCAGUACAGAGAGAAUCAAGUUUGGAUUUCAUGUUCACGCGUUUUUGAAAACUUACGACAAAAAAACUGGAUUGCCUGUAUAA
Messenger RNA from Spodoptera exigua (beet armyworm), 1065 nucleotides. The record is from the annotation of a GenBank genome assembly. NCBI's taxonomy places the organism in Eukaryota, Metazoa, Arthropoda, Insecta, Lepidoptera, Noctuidae.